Salvia miltiorrhiza (redroot sage) is the source of this 2435-nucleotide messenger RNA. RefSeq names its product poly(A)-specific ribonuclease PARN. The coding region runs from base 188 to 2338 and encodes 716 amino acids. Gene Ontology annotation, molecular function: 3'-5'-RNA exonuclease activity; RNA binding. Lineage: Eukaryota; Viridiplantae; Streptophyta; Magnoliopsida; Lamiales; Lamiaceae. The transcript is spliced from 7 exons. Gene Ontology annotation, cellular component: cytoplasm. The record is from RefSeq and is a predicted model, not a curated record.
CCAGUAUUUUGGUUGCAGAAUAUGAAGAAAAAAAAAAGUAAAGAACAAAAAUUUGGCACGACAACUAUACACAAAAUCACCAUCUUCACACUAUUAAUUUGGCACGACAACGAAUGCACAUAAUCACCAUCUUCACUUGGAAGCCGAUGACAAUACUGUGAGAUAGAAGCCCUAAAAUGAGCUGAGAAUGAGAAAGAACUACCUGGUUCGGGUCCUAACCCGGCUCAAUGCCCGAACCUCACAGCCCCUACGUUUCCUCUGCUCCGCGCCUUCGGCUGCCGGCGUAGAGCUGAAGAAUGUGACCAAGUCCAAUUUCGAACCCGCGCUGACAGAGCUGCGGCGCCACGUGAGGGAAGCAGACUUCGUCUCCAUCGACUUGGAGAUGACGGGGAUCACCAGCGCGCCCUGGCGCGAAUGCUUUGAAUUCGACCGCCCUGAUAUCCAGUAUUUGAAGGUCAAAGAUUCCGCCCAGAAAUUCGCCGUCGUUCAAUUCGGCGUUUGCCCCUUUCGAUGGGACCAACAUUCCACCUCCUUUGUUGCUCAUCCGCACAACUUCUAUGUAUUUCCUCGGCAGGAAAUUGCGGGUGAUGGUUUCUCAUAUGAGUUCUUAUGCCAGACAAGCUCAUUAGAAUUCUUGGCGAGAUACCAGUUUGAUUUCAACACUUGCAUCAACGAAGGAAUAUCUUAUUUAUCCAGAAGCCAAGAGGAGGAAGCACUGAAAUGUUUAGAUUCAGUAUACAAGGAUGAUGUCCUGGAUGUAUCUUCCAACUUAGGAAAUGGUUCGGAUAUGCAGCUGGUUAGGAUGGCAGAUAUUCUGUUUGCUGAGAGAAUGAAAAAUGUAGUUGGUGAGUGGCGUGCUGGAUUGUUACGGGGUGUAAAUUGCGGAUCAGAAUCUCCAGGAAGUUUAAAUGACACGAAUCAGAAAUUUCAGACUACUUUCUUCCAGACACGCCCUGCCCUUGCAGUUAAUGGCUUGACUUCUCGCCAGCUAAAGCUAAUUAAGUUGGUGACUGAAAAGCAUUUCAACGAUCUUACUUAUGUUCAUGUCACUGGUGAAAGUUCUUGUCGGCUACCGUUGAUAGUCUAUACAGAUUCUGCAAAAGACAGGGAAUUACUGAAGGGGGAGGUCAAAGCUUGUCAAAGGAAAGCAGCAGAAAUGAGUAUUAAAUCUGCUAUUGGGUUUCGACAUGUUAUUGAUCUGCUUUCAUCAGAAAGAAAGUUGAUUGUUGGUCAUAAUUGUUUUCUUGAUCUUGCACAUGUUUACAGCAAGUUUAUUGGUCCUCUCCCUUCAACUGCUCAAGAAUUUGUCUCAGCUGUCCAAACAUAUUUCCCAAGCAUAAUUGAUACUAAGGUGCUGCUGAAUUCAGACGAUGUGUUAUGGCGCAUCAUGAAGAAAGGCAGCACAUCGCUUUCAAAAGCAUUUAGCUUACUCUGCCUGCUACCUGUUGCUCCAACUAGCACAAGCAAUGGGUUGGCAGACAAACCACGUGUAAAAGUGGAUGUUCAAGUGGAUGGUCAGAGGUUCUCAAAUUGGAACUCUGGCGCUAAGCAUGAAGCUGGAUACGAUGCUUUUAUGACAGGAUGCAUCUUCUCUGAGGCAUGCUUCCGUUUAGGAAUUGAUUUUAACCCACAAGCACCAGGCUCGAUUUUGCAACACAAUGAGAAGCUCCAAAAGUAUAUCAAUUAUUUAUAUCUAAGCUGGGUGAAUGGAGACAUUAUUGAUCUUAAAACAGGGAAAAGUGGUACAGACUCUUUAGGUUCUGCUACGGGCAGGCAACGGUGGCAUACAAAGUUUACGUUCUCAAACAUGAUACUGUUGUGGGGAUUACCCACGAAGCUGAAAGCAAAAGAUAUUAGAGAGUGUUUCUACAAAGCUUUUGGGAGUGGCUCAAUCACCUCAGUCCACCAUUUGGAUGAAACUGCAGCCUUCGUUCAGUUCAGCCGUGCAGAACUGGUUUCGGACUUCCUUGAACUGAAGGAUAGUUUAGAAAGAGGUAAUAAAAACCCAAUAUCUGUUUUGCAUCCUUUGUCAAGAAUUCUUGAGACGGGAUGCGUCCGCGCUGCCACUUAUGAGAUGUACAAAGAGGUUUGUUGUUCGCCUCUGUCGGAAGUGCUGUUUGCAGAUCAGGCUGAAAGAAUUGGGUGGAAGGGGGCAUCUGUUGAUGUCAAUGGGGAAGACGACUGUGAGAGAGAAGGCGAAACAACUUCGCCUGCCUUUCCGAAGCAGAGUAGUGCUAGUGUUAGAACCAGUGCGGCUGGCACACGGUCAAGCAUGAAUUUACAAACUGAUCAAAUUAUGGAUUCUUUGUGUCGCUCUGCAGCUCAGUUGAGCAGAUAGAAUUUAAAAUAGCUUUAGUUUUAUGAUCGAACACAAUAUUUGUUAUUUAUAUGGUUUUUACAAUUGAGUAGUAAAACAACUCUCUUUAUGUUCUAAA